AGUACCGUCACAUGUGUGCGCAUGCGCUUUGCGGCGCUGUCCAGGGCCGGGUAUCAUGGCGACGUACGUGGAGAUUCUAAAGAACGAGUUUCCCGAGAUCGACACGGAGCUUUUUGACUACAUCACAGGUGUGUUGGACAGUGGCGGUGCGGACUUCGAGGAUGGGGACGAGGUGUUUGACGCCGUCGGCGGCGUCCUGCAGGAAGUCUCGGCGGACAGCAAGAACGAGGACGAGGUCAGAGACAUCUGUCUCCAGAUGUUCAACACCUUAAAACUGAACAAUCAUCACAGCUCCCAGAAGCAGGUUCUGCUGGACGCCCCGGUCCAGUUGUCGCAGGUCUCUGCAGACUCUGUUUUAGCAUCACAAGAUGUCCAAGGAAUCUGGAUGAUGAAACGUCCUCAGAACACCACGGUUGAUGCUAAGAAGUUGGAGAAGGCUGAAGCGAAGCUGAAAGCGAAACAUGAGCGGAGGACAGAGAAGGAUUCUCAGAAGUCUUCCAGUCCACUCGUCCUGGAGGAGGCGUCGGCCAGCCAGGCCAGCAGUAAGAAGGACAGCCGGGUGGACCAGUCAGGGAAGAACCGCAGCUACGACAUCCGCAUCGAAAACUUUGACGUGUCCUUUGGAGAGAGGUGUCUGCUGCAGGGGGCGGAGCUUUCUCUGGCGUACGGCCGGCGGUACGGCCUGAUUGGCCGGAACGGCCUGGGGAAGACGACGCUGCUGAAGAUGCUGGCGAGCCGGAACCUCCGCGUGCCGGCCCACAUCUCCAUCCUGCAUGUGGAACAGGAAGUGGAGGGGGACGAGACGGCGGCGCUGCAGAGCGUCCUGGAGAGCGACACGCUGAGGGAGGGGCUGCUGGACGAGGAGAGGACGCUGAACGCACGCAUCGCCAACGGGAUCGCUGACGGGAUGGAGAGCGUCCGACUGUCGGAGAUCUACGCAAAGCUGGAGGAGAUCGAAGCUGACAAAGCGCCAGCCCGAGCCUCCGUCAUCCUGGCUGGUCUUGGAUUUUCUCCUAAGAUGCAGCAGCAGACGACAAAGGAGUUCUCCGGAGGAUGGAGGAUGAGGCUGGCGCUGGCCAGAGCUCUGUUUGCUCGGCCCGACCUGCUGCUGCUGGACGAGCCGACCAACAUGCUGGACGUCAGAGCCAUCCUGUGGUUGGAGAACUACCUGCAGACGUGGCAGUCCACCAUCUUGGUCGUCUCCCACGACAGAAACUUCCUGAACGCUGUGGCAACCGACAUCAUCCACCUGCACUCCCAGAGACUGGACAGUUACCGUGGCGACUACGAGAACUUCCUGAAAACCAAAGAGGACAGACUGAAGAACCAGCAGAGGGAGUACGAGGCCCAGCUGCAGUACAGACAGCACAUACAGGUCUUCAUAGACCGGUUUCGGUACAAUGCCAACCGGGCUGCUCAGGUCCAGAGUAAACUGAAGCUGCUGGAGAAGCUACCAGAGCUGAAGCCCAUCGAGAAGGAAACAGAGGUGACGUUAAGGUUUCCAGAUAACUUUGAGAAGCUUUCUCCUCCGAUCCUCCAGCUGGAUGAGGUGGAGUUUUGCUACUCUCCCGACCAGCCGCUGUUCUCUGGACUCAACCUGUCAGCUGACCUUGACUCUCGGAUCUGUAUCGUUGGUGAAAAUGGCGCCGGUAAGACCACCAUCCUCAAACUGCUGAUGGGCGAGCUGACGCCAGUGGGCGGAGUCAGACAGGCUCACAGGAACUUGAAGAUCGGAUACUUCAGCCAGCAUCACGUGGACCAGCUGGACCUGAACGUGUGCUCUGUAGAGCUGCUGCUCAACAAGUUUCCUGGUCGGACGGAGGAGGAGUACCGCCACCAGCUGGGAGGGUACGGCAUCUCCGGGGAGCUCGCCAUGAGGCCGGUCGCCAGUCUGUCGGGAGGACAGAAGAGUCGGGUCGCCUUCGCUCAGAUGACGAUGCCAUGUCCAAACUUCUACAUCCUGGACGAACCCACCAACCACCUGGACAUGGAGACCAUCGAGGCUCUGGCUAAAGCUCUCAACAAGUUCAAGGGUGGACUUAUCCUGGUGUCACAUGACGAGCGUCUGAUCCGGUUGGUGUGUCGGGAGCUGUGGGUGUGUGAAGGCGGGAAAGUUCACCACGUCGACGGCGGCUUCGACGAGUACCGAGACAUCCUCCAUGAACAGUUCAGGAAGGAGGGUUACCUGUGAGGCCCCGCCCACUGAGGACUGACCACACCACCAGUAACACCGCCCACCCCACAACGACACCUGUACCGGCAGCCAAUCAGCUGUCAGAGCACACCAGAGGACGGUUUCUACUCUGAACUGUCUCACCUGCUCCCGUGAUCCGCUGGAAGAUGAUUGGUUGUUUGGAGACAGCUGAUGAGGUCACGGUGACCUCAGAGGGACGUGGACCAGACUGUUGAAUAAACAUGACUCAGCAUUCAGAGACAAAUAAAAACAUCAGAUCAUG
This is a messenger RNA of Melanotaenia boesemani (Boeseman's rainbowfish), 2456 nucleotides long. RefSeq names its product ATP-binding cassette, sub-family F (GCN20), member 3 (gene abcf3). Gene Ontology annotation, molecular function: ATP binding; ATP hydrolysis activity. Lineage: Eukaryota; Metazoa; Chordata; Actinopteri; Atheriniformes; Melanotaeniidae. The transcript is spliced from 20 exons. The coding region runs from base 56 to 2191 and encodes 711 amino acids. The record is from RefSeq and is a predicted model, not a curated record.